Messenger RNA from Rosa chinensis, 1119 nucleotides. RefSeq lists its product as uncharacterized. The record is from RefSeq and is a predicted model, not a curated record. The transcript has 3 exons. NCBI's taxonomy places the organism in Eukaryota, Viridiplantae, Streptophyta, Magnoliopsida, Rosales, Rosaceae. The coding region runs from base 1 to 1119 and encodes 372 amino acids.
AUGGUUGGUCUUGGAGGAAAUAAUGAGGCUAAUCAGAGUAUCAAAGUCCUCUCUACAUCAAUUGUUGAAGGAGGGCUUCCUCUUUCCAUUGUUUUCCCAGCUUCUGCAGAGGGAAAGUUUGCCAACUUUGAGAUUAAGGGUGGACUUCUUCAUCGUAUACCUACAUUUCAUGGACUCUCCAUGGAGGACCCUAACAAGCAUUUGAAGGAGUUUCCGUUUGUAGUUGGAAGUAUGACGCCACCUGAGGCCGAUGAACACAUUUUCAAGUUGAAGACAUUCCCUUUUUCCUUAGCUAAUAGAGCCAAAGAUUGGUUGUAUGAACUUCCAGAAGGACAUGUCACUUCUUGGGACGCCAUGAUGAGGGCAUUUCUAGAGAAAUUCUUCCCUGCUUCAAGAGUUAUAGCUAUGAGGAAGAAGAUUACUGGAAUUCAACAGGCUGAAGAUGAGUUAUAUCCUGCGUACUACGAAAGCCAAAUGCUAGAUGCUGCUAGUGGAGGUACUUUUGUGGACAAGACUCCAGCUCAAGGGAAGGAAUUGAUUGCUAAUAGGGCUGGCAAUGCUCAACAAUAUGAGGGCAUUUGGACUACAACUCGUCAAGUGAAGGAAGUGACAAUGAAUUUGGAUUUGAGUGCAAGAUUGGAUAAGCUUACUUCUCUUAUGUCACAAGUGUUAACACCAAAAGUCCAAGGAGUGGCGCAAGUUUGUGGGGUAUGCUCUACUCAAGGGCACAUGACUGAUCAAUGUCCUCAACUGAUAGAGAAUGGUGGAUGGGAAAGUUGGAGGGAUCACCCUAACUUUAGGUGGAGGGAUAAUGAUAAUGUUCAAAAUGCUAAUAAGAACACCUAUAAUAGAGGACCUCAUGGAGCAUUUUAUCAGAGACCUCAAGCUCCUCCUCAAGCUCAAGGAACGUCCCCUAAUUAUGAUAAGAUUAUUGAGACGCUUAAUUCUUCAACUCAAGCUUUGAUUCAAGGGCAACAAAACCAUGGGAAGGAUAUAGCGGAUUUGAAGAAGCAAAUGGGACAAGUGGUAGACUUUAUGACCAAGUUCCAUGAACAAGGGAAGCUUCCAAGCAACACAAUUCCAAAUCCAAAGGGAGGUUUUGAAGGCACCAGCUCUUAA